AUGGCGCCCACCACGUGGGGCAAUUCCGCCUCUUGCGGUCACGACAACGCGCACUUCGCCAAGGGCUACGGGGACGGGUUCCAGCGCGGCUGGGCCCUGGGAUUUGCGCGGGGCAGAGAGAUUGGCCACCCUGAGGCGGCGGCUCACAUUGGGUCGCGCGCCGGCGACAAUGCUGUUGAAGGUGGCGAGGGGCCCGGGGUUCGGCACACUCCGCACCACGAUCAAGACCUCUGCCUGCUGAGCGACGUCCCACUGUGCGAGGACCCUCGCGACGACUUUUCUUUCCGGGAAGAGGACAUCUUCUACGACGCCAAGUCGCAGAUUGCCGCCUCCGAGUCCGACCCUGAUGAAGUGGACGCCGGCAGCUCGACCGCCACGAGCACUUCCAAGUCCAACGCGCCCAGCGCCCACUCCUCGCCCUACUCCGAGGACCUUCUCGCCCUGUCCUCCAACGCCGAUGAGGGCAUUCCCGCGCCGUCCACCCGUGCUCAUAACCCUGACAACAACGUUGCCAACCUUGCUGUGGCCGCCCCCCAGCCCACCUCAUUUUCCGCUGCCGUUCCGGAGGUCUCCAACUUGAACCUGGAGAAUGCGACCAUCACCGCCGCCCUCAUCCCGGGCAUAUUUAACAACAUCAUCAACGACAACCCCGCCAGCAACACGCCCGUUACCGCGGCCUUCCUCUCGGGCGUAUUCAACAACGUCAGCGGCGACAACACCACCAACGGCGCGACUACUAUCUCCGCUCACAUCCCGGGCGCAACCACGGGCGCUAUCAAUGGCGACAGCGCUAUCGACGCCGGAAACACCGCCAGCAGCACGUCCAUGGCCUCCGCUCACAUUCCGAGGGCAAUCAACAACGUUAUUAACGGCGACAACACUAUCAACCGCGACAGCACCGCCACCAAUACGAUCGGUGCCUGCCCUCUUAUCUCGGGCGCAACCAACAACACCAUCAACGCCGGCAACACCAUCAACAACGACAACACCGCCCCCACCAACCAGGCCACCACAACCUCCAUCCCCGAGUGGUGGCCCUGGCUGCAACACCCCCAGCCCAACCCCCCCUUCAUCCCCACCAACGGGCAAGCCACCACACCCCCCAUCCCCGAGUGGCCCUGGCUUCAACACCCCAACCCCUUCACCCCCCCUUCCAACACCACCAACGGAACCAUCACCACCCUCCACAACAUCCCCCUCCCCCACACAAUCACCCCAACACCCCCCUCCAAACACACACCCCCCUCCGCCCACCGCACCCGGCCCCCUUACCCAACCCUCUCUGCCCCGCACCACAACAUCUACGCGCUCCUCGCCCAGGGCCGCACCGUCGUCGACUCGCCCUGGCGCGUGCUCAUCGGCCCGCUGGGUGCGGCCGCGCGCGUGGCGUGGAAUAGCGAUGGGGGGAAACGGUAUUUGCGGAGUAAGCUUGUCAGUGUGGGUGGGGCGGUCGGUGGUGGUUAUGGUGGUUAUGGGCGUGGGAAUGCGCGUGGGAAUGCGCGUGGUGGGCGCGAUGGGGGUGGGCGUGGUGGUCGUGGUUGGGAUGAGGAAGAGGUUCAUCAUCAGGCGGAUGGCGGGUUGGUCUUCUCGGAGCUGGUGCGCGGGGAGGGCGAGGUGUGGUAUGUGCUUGCGACGUUCGAUGCGCAGGAGAAGGCGGGUUUGGCGGUGGAGACCUUUGCGGGUUAUGCGUGUGGUGGCUCGAUCAUGUGGGCCUGGAUCUACCGGGAGGAGGAGUGA
This is a messenger RNA of Chaetomium fimeti, 1737 nucleotides long. RefSeq lists its product as uncharacterized. The transcript is spliced from 3 exons. The coding region runs from base 1 to 1737 and encodes 578 amino acids. The record is from RefSeq and is a predicted model, not a curated record. Lineage: Eukaryota; Fungi; Ascomycota; Sordariomycetes; Sordariales; Chaetomiaceae.